GGAGAAACUGCUUUGCAUAAAGCUAUUAGAAGUGGAAGCAUAGAAUGUGCUGCAAUUUUAUUAUUAAAAAAUGCUGAUAUAAGAUUUUUCUACUACAAAGACCCAGAAUUUCUAGAGGAAAAGUUGCAUAAUAUUAAUGAUCAGAGUCCUAGUGAAUUAGCAACAGUAUGUGGUAAUUCCAUUUUAACAGUAUUAAUGGACAAGAUUAAUGAAUGCAUUGCUACAAAAAAUUUGACAGAUGCAGAAAACAUCUUGCAAACUGUGAUGAAAAAUUUUACUGCUGAAUUUCAUUUGCCGCUUUCUAUUCUGUCAGAAAUUAAAUCUAUAAAUAAUGAUAUAAAUUCAGUAGAAAAAGACUGUUCCAAUAUGCAGUAUGAAAUUUCUUCGCAAAAUAUAAAAAACAGUAGGAAAAGAUCAUUUACUGAAGAUGAUUCAGAAAUUUCAAAAAGAAAAAAACUAAAUGAAUCUGAACUCUAUUCCAAUCCAUCAGUGCUUUGUAAUAGUACUUCUGGUAUACCUUCUGAGGAACCAAUGAUACCAUGUAUUGUUCAGCAUCAAAGUUCAUUUGGAAUUCAAAUGCUUCAUGACAUUAAUAGACAUGUACCUCGUUGUUUUGGUCACUAUAUUUAAAAUACUCUUCAGUAUAUUAUAAUGUUAAGAAAGGUAAUAAUAUAUAUCAUUAUAAAAAAUAUAUAUAUUAUAUCAGUUAUUUGCUGAAUUCUCAUCACAUUUCUUUUAAUUAAAUUUUCUGAAUUUUAAUGAGUAUUUUGAUAAAUACACACAAUUUUUAUGUUUUGUAUUA
Centruroides sculpturatus (bark scorpion) is the source of this 802-nucleotide messenger RNA. RefSeq lists its product as uncharacterized. Bases 196 to 630 code for a protein of 144 amino acids. The record is from RefSeq and is a predicted model, not a curated record. NCBI's taxonomy places the organism in Eukaryota, Metazoa, Arthropoda, Arachnida, Scorpiones, Buthidae. The transcript has 4 exons.